Molecule: messenger RNA, 1325 nt
Organism: Wallemia mellicola CBS 633.66
Lineage: Eukaryota; Fungi; Basidiomycota; Wallemiomycetes; Wallemiales; Wallemiaceae
Product: NAD(P)-binding protein
Exons: 7
Coding region: 373-1275 (300 amino acids)
Biological process (GO): fatty acid catabolic process
Molecular function (GO): 2,4-dienoyl-CoA reductase (NADPH) activity
Source: RefSeq, a predicted model, not a curated record
GGCGGUGUAAGUGGAGAGUUUAAAGCAUCAGCGUAUAAGGAGUCGCCACUGAGUGCGCUGCCAGUGCGCUGCUGUUCGACACUCAUACGUUUGGUGGUAGUAGAUGGAGAUGAUGAACUCCAGCAGCCCAAUUUGGUAAGUAUGUAGAUUAAAUUUGUGUGACACUAUUCGUUCUAUUUAAAUAACGGCGUAUAUAAUUUAAUAUCAUUAUAUUAUAUUAUAUUACUCUAUUGAUAAGCUGGCACUAUUUUACAAUACGUCAACCGGAUUCAAUUAGUGGAGGUUGUCGUUUUCCUCCAGUGAAUUACUCGAAUGUACUGCUAUCAAUUAUAAUAAGCGUACGCUUAUGGUCGGUUAUCAGUCAACCAUCACAUGCCAGCUUAUAUUCAACCAGAAAGUGCUAACACCCAGCAGACAUUUCCAUCAGAUUUACUCAAAGGUAAAGUGGCUUUCGUUACAGGUGGCAGCUCUGGCAUAUGUAAGCAGCAAACAUUAGCCUUAAUGCAACAUGGCGCAAAUGCUUUCAUUAUUGGAAGAAACCUCGAAAAAGCCCAGAAAGCAGCGAGUGAAAUGUCGAAUGAAACAGGAAAUACUUGUAUUGGAUAUUCCUGUGACGUACGCAAUCCACAAUCCGUUAGUCAAGCAGUAGAACAGGCUAUCAAAGAUUUCGGUAGACUUGAUGUCGUCAUUUGUGGCGCAGCAGGAAACUUCCUUGCCCCCAUUUCGGCUAUGUCGGCUAACGCUUUCAAGACCGUGAUUGACAUUGACUUGCUUGGUACUUAUAACACAAUAAAGGCAACCAUGCCACAUCUUAGGAAGUCAAGAGGUGUAUAUAUACAUAUCACAGCUACUCUUCACGAGAGGGCCACUCCACUUCAGGUUCACGUUUCAGCUGCAAAAGCUGGUGUCGAAGCAAUAAGCAAUGUUUUGGCUAUCGAGGAGGGUAUAAACGGUAUAAGAUCAAAUUGUAUAGCACCUGGUCCAAUUAGAGGCACAGAAGGGAUGAAAAAGUUGUCAUAUAAAGGUACCACCUCAGAAAAGAGCUCACCUUUGGGUAGAUGGGGUACCUUUACCGAUAUCAACAACUUAACGCUGUUCCUGGUUAGUGAUGCUGCUAACUUCCUAAAUGGUCAAGUAUUUAGGGUUGAUGGUGGUGAAAGACACGUACAACCAACUAAUGAUUACCCAAAUAAUCUCAUUGAAUUCCAAACUCUCAUCAAGAACGGCUUGAUUGAGAACAGGGAAGCUUCAAAGCAAAGACAAGCAAAGCUUUAAGUGUGAUGUAUUAUUAAUGAUUGUCAUGCAUUUCAAGUGUUUCAUAUAAA